This is a messenger RNA of Mercurialis annua (annual mercury), 1000 nucleotides long. RefSeq names its product exosome complex component RRP41-like. NCBI's taxonomy places the organism in Eukaryota, Viridiplantae, Streptophyta, Magnoliopsida, Malpighiales, Euphorbiaceae. Gene Ontology annotation, cellular component: nuclear exosome (RNase complex); nucleolus; cytoplasmic exosome (RNase complex). The record is from RefSeq and is a predicted model, not a curated record. Bases 111 to 881 code for a protein of 256 amino acids. Gene Ontology annotation, biological process: rRNA catabolic process; nuclear mRNA surveillance; U4 snRNA 3'-end processing. The transcript has 7 exons.
AACGUUUUUUGUUGAAGAAAACAUUUUAAAUGUUCUCUCAAAACUCAAAAGUGCAAGCAUACAGAGAGGGAACAGUCGACUUCUAAACUCUUCAAACAAAAACACAACAAAUGGCUUCAAAGUUUAACUCAGCUCCGACGACCUACUCUCCAGCGUCGACCCGGAAAACUCGCCCACCUAUUUUCAAACACUCCGACGUUGAUUGGGUCCGACCCGACGGUCGCGGCUUCCACGAUUGCAGACCCGCCUUUUUCAGGACUGGUGCUGUCAAUGCUGCUGCUGGAUCAGCUUAUGCCGAGUUUGGAAAUACAAAAGUUAUUGUGUCCGUAUUUGGGCCCAGAGAAAGCAAGAAAGCAAUGAUGUAUAGUGAUGUGGGCCGAUUAAAUUGUAAUGUGAGCUAUACAACUUUUUCUACUUCAGUUCGUGGGCAGGGAUCUGACCACAAAGAAUUUUCCUCGAUGCUUCAUAAAGCUUUGGAAGGGGCAAUAAUGUUGGAAUCUUUCCCCAAAACAACUGUAGAUGUUUUUGCAUUGGUGUUGGAAUCUGGUGGCAGUGAUCUCUCUGUUGUAAUAUCUUGUGCUAGCCUUGCCCUAGCUGAUGCGGGAAUUAUGAUGUAUGAUCUCGUUGCUGGAGUUUCAGUGUCUUGUCUCGGUAAGAAUCUGGUAAUUGAUCCAGUUUUCCAAGAAGAAAGGAAUCAGGAUGGAAGCCUAAUGAUUACUUGUAUGCCUUCUCGUUACGAGGUCACACAGCUCACAGUUACCGGAGAAUGGUCUGCUGCUAAAGUGAACGAGGCAAUGCAGCUUUGUCUAGACGCAUGCUCGAAGCUUGCAAUAGUUAUGAGAUCAUGUCUGACAGAAUCUGCUUCAGUCUCACAAGACUAGCAAAUAAAUUAAUAAUAGCUUCGGGAAAAUAGUAAAAUGUUCAUUUGCUCGUUUUUUGAAUACGAGUGACCUGUACAAUUUUGCUAGAAUACUUUAACUGGAGCCCAAAUUUUGAUCCA